UUUUGGACAAAGCAACAACCGAUCAUCAUGGCAACCUCCUUGGAAAAUGGACUCGUGCUGGGCCUCCUGGGCACAGGCAAGAUCGGAAGCGCCGUCAUGUCUGGGUACUGCACACCUGUUGCAGACAAAUCGACAUGGGUCCCCAAGCACAUCUUUGUCAGUCCUCGUGGUACAGAAAAGGCGAAAGCGCUCCAUGCCAGGUUUCCCAAUCACGUCACGAUCGCGUCAUCGAACCAAGCGGUGAUCGAUCAUUCCAACAUCAUCUUCAUUAGUCUCCUUCCUGACGUUGCCCGCCAGGAACUUCCUCUCCUGAAUUUCCCGCAACACGUUACGAUUGUGUCCAUGAUGGCAACGAUUCCGUACCAAGAACUGCUGGACCUUCUCCGCUUGCCCCGCUCCCAAGUGGUGCGCACGAUUCCUCUCCCCAGCUCGUCGCGCCGCACGGGCCCAAUUUUGGCCUAUCCGCCGCAUCCGCUCGUGCGUGAAUUGUUGCAACAAAUCGGCACUCCUGUCAUGGUGAACGAAGAAAGUGAGGUGACGACCCUGGUACGCCCCGAUCGAGAGACGAGGUCACGUUCACUAAUCCUUGCUUCCGAAGACUGGGAUGACGGCCAUGAUCAGUUUCUUCUAUGCCACGUGUGGCACGUUGCAACAAUGGUGUGUCCAAAACGGCGUCGGUAUGUGCAGCCGCCUUGUUCGAGGCGCGAUUGACUUCUUCGCGCAUAGAGAACCAAGCGUCACGCGACUACGUCGCGUCGUUUUUCCAAUCACUCGCUGAUGCUGGUAUGAUUUCACAUGAGCCGUUCCAAGACAUGGCAGAUGAAGCGGCGACGGCGGGCGGCCUGAAUGAGCAAACGCAUCGCGGCCUCGUGGCAUCUGGCGCGUACGACUUGUUGCUAGACCAAGUCGACGCCAUCUACACGCGGUUGACGAAGCGUGCGCCGGCCCCGCGUGGAGGCAACUAAGCUGCCUCAUUUGUCGCGGAUUUUGCGCUUCUCGCCGCCGCAUGGCGACAUGGCGCGACGACGCAAGUGGCACCCCCCUCUCAAAGCCGAGCUCACGAUAUAUCCGAACGUUUACGCGUAGAGGGCCGCGUAAUUAUUUUAAAUGUUUGAUCUCCGUUA
This is a messenger RNA of Aphanomyces invadans, 1124 nucleotides long. RefSeq lists its product as hypothetical. Gene Ontology annotation, biological process: L-proline biosynthetic process. The record is from RefSeq and is a predicted model, not a curated record. The transcript is spliced from 3 exons. The coding region runs from base 28 to 711 and encodes 227 amino acids. Gene Ontology annotation, molecular function: pyrroline-5-carboxylate reductase activity. Lineage: Eukaryota; Oomycota; Saprolegniomycetes; Saprolegniales; Verrucalvaceae.